Adineta ricciae is the source of this 528-nucleotide messenger RNA. Lineage: Eukaryota; Metazoa; Rotifera; Eurotatoria; Adinetida; Adinetidae. The record is from the annotation of a GenBank genome assembly.
AUGGAGCUUCGAUGCUGUUUCAUCGACGAUAUGGAAUCGAUCAUCGCGGUCGAUCUAACCGACUUCAAUUUGACACAAAUUCCUGAUCUUCCCUACUACAGUAAUCUGAUUCCGAAUAUGCUGGAUAUUCGACUGAAUGAGGAGAUUGUUCCACAGAAAGAUGAUUUUGUCGGCGGGACUGAUAUCGUCACUCUGUUUCUCCCGCCGCACUACGCGUGUCCGGGUGGAGAUCGAUGGUGGAACAUUAUCAACAGUACGACAGAUCCACCCGGAAAUCUUUGUUCUGGGUUAAAAAAUCCCUGUUUGAACAACAGUCAAAUCUGUCCGGAGCCGCAUUCCUACUGCAGUCCCAAUGGCCCAAAUCACACACUAUGCCUGUGUAAAGGUACUUAUCACGGUUACAAGUGUUUGAGAAGUGGACAAUUUCCCACCGCUGUCUUCCUCGGUUCAGCGUGCGCUGUAACAGUUCUAACCGCUGCUCUUUUUUACUGGACAACUCGACGACAUGUUGGCAAACACCAAGAUUAA